Mercenaria mercenaria is the source of this 770-nucleotide messenger RNA. RefSeq lists its product as uncharacterized. Bases 165 to 671 code for a protein of 168 amino acids. NCBI's taxonomy places the organism in Eukaryota, Metazoa, Mollusca, Bivalvia, Venerida, Veneridae. The record is from RefSeq and is a predicted model, not a curated record. The transcript is spliced from 4 exons.
UGAAAUAUAACAUAUUUAACCUUUACGGUUAACAUCGUGUACGCUUGUCCCUUACUAAUUAGGUUAAACAAAUGAUUUAUUGUUCUUUCAUUUACAUGUAAGUGCGAUGGAAGUAUUUUGUUCACACUUGGAUAGACUGUUUCGUCUUGAAAGAUAAAAGUGUCAUGAUGUGCGGUUGCAACGGAAUGAACGUGUCUGUCGUGUUGAUAGGGAUUAUCCUAUACACGUGCAUUCUCGGCGCAUGCGCACAGAGCAAUGGCUAUCCUCGUCGUGGCCGGAUAAUACGAAGAUUCCGCUCAAAUGAACUAGUUAUACCAUUUCAUCAUCAACAAAAUGGGAUUGACAUGCGAACUGGAAAAACGUAUGCUUCCGAAUCUUGCAGUGGAGAUUGUCCUCCUAAAUGGAUUGACUUAGUUCACGGUUUAACUGGUCUCAAUCCGAACAUAUCCCAUCCCAUGUGUGAGUUCUCCGAUGCGUUUUUGCCAUGUUCCGUGGAGGGGAAAGUUUGUCGGCAUAAACCUGUACAAUUCACGUGUUGCCCGACACGUUGUAUGCCUUCCGUGAAGGAGUGCUAUGGUGCACAGCCGCCCGAGUUCCUCUGCAUGCCUAAGAGUAUACAACCCUGGCUGCAGACUAUGUUCAGACUCAACAUCUGGGGACCGCAGAAUUAAUAAACAACCGCAGAAUAAAACAUGAAACUUUUUUUAAUUCUUGAUAUUCCGUAAGAUCCCAUAUCAAAUGAAAAUAAAACUAAUUUAGUACCAAGACAA